UUGUUUUCUAGCUUAUACAAGUCAACACACAACCAACUUUCAGUUAUGAACGCUUGGGUCUCAUAAAGCUGCAGUCACAGAUAUGUCCUCCGCGACAGGUCCCACCAAGGGACGACAACCGACUUGAAACACGCGGGUUGGCGGAGGAGCAGUUUCUGCGCAUCGCCUCGCAUCGUCUGUUUCAGUCUGUAUGAGAUGUACCCGGACGGAGGGAAGGCUUCAGGCAGAGAGGAAUAGCCGGAGGGAGGGAUGGCUGAAUAACGAGGCGAGAAACACCCACUCCGGACUGACCGAAUUGUAUCCGGAGAGAAGGAGUGAGAGAAAGAAAAGCCCGAGGAAGAAGAGGGCAGAAUAGAAAGAGGGGCGCUUCGGGAAGCAGCAGUAGCACUCGUCUUUGGUAUUCAAAGGAUUUCCUUUGGGGAUAAAAAGGACACCUUGAAUUAAUGACUGGAAAGGUCUAGAACUGCUGGUUAUUAGGAUGUUGUUGACGGAACAGGUCAGGUGGUGUUUGUGGGCUCCACUGGUGUUACUGGCCCUCACUUCCUGUUACCCCAGUGAGGCUCAACGUGAUGCUCCAAGAAGACUGCGUUUCAAAGUAUUGAGUUCAAGCAAACUCCUUGUUUCAUGGAGGGAGCCCAAAGGGGACAUUGACAGCUACCUGAUUAUCUACAACAGCAUACCAGGUGGUCAGCAGAAGGAAAUCAUAGUGUCUAAAUCUGACACUAAGGUGUUGAUAACAGACUACAAUCCCUCUAAAGACUACACUUUCAAUGUUAUAGCUGUGAGGAACAAUGAGCAGAGCAGACCACUUCAGGGCAGAUUCAAAGCUCAUGCAGGUGAAAGACUUGAUGGAAGAGACAAGACAGAGCCCCAGAGGCUGACGGAUUUCGUUGCACCUCCUGAGGAUGCCAAUGAGAUCUCUGGAGCUGAUCAGUUUGUGUGCCACACUGAGGCCAUUGCAGAUAUUGUGAUCCUGGUGGACGGCUCCUGGAGUAUUGGUCGGAUCAACUUCAGGCUGGUCCGUAUGUUUUUGGAAAAUCUGGUCAAUGCCUUUGAUGUUGGCAUCGAUAAAACAAGGAUAGGUCUGGCACAGUACAGCGGUGAUCCCAGGAUUGAGUGGCAUCUAAAUACUUUUUCCACUAAAGAUGCAGUCAUCGAUGCUGUCAAGAACCUGCCCUAUAAAGGAGGGAACACUCUCACAGGUCUAGCGUUGACUUUUAUUUUGGAGAACUGCUUCAAGCCUGAAUCUGGCUCACGAGACGGAGUACCAAAGAUUGGGAUCCUCAUCACAGAUGGGAAGUCCCAGGAUGAUGUUAAACCACCAGCAGAGAGCCUUCGAAGGGCUGGUGUUGAGCUUUUUGCCAUCGGUGUAAAGAAUGCUGAUGAGAAUGAAUUGCGCUCCAUUGCCUCAGAGCCGGAUGACACUCAUGUCUACAAUGUGGCUGACUUCAGCAUUAUGAGCUCCAUAGUAGAGGGACUGACAAGAAUAGUGUGUGAACAAGUGGAACACCAAGACAGAGACAUCAAGCAGAAAUUCACACCUGAGAAAAUAGGAAUGCCGCUUGACCUGGUGACAUCAGAGGUCACACCCUGGAGUUUUCGGGUCUCUUGGAGUCACGCACCCGGAAAUGUAAAGAAAUACAGAGUGGUUUAUUACCCGGUUCAAGGAGGACAACCACAGGAGGUUCUAGUGGCUGGCAGUGAGACUUCAGUGGUGUUACAGCAGCUUAGCUCCCUCACUGAGUACCAGCUCGCCGUGUUUGCUGUGUAUGCAAAUGAAGCAAGUGAAAGUCUGAGAGGAUCAGAAGUAACCUUGGCUCUCCCCUCAGUCACUGGCUUCCAGCUGUUUGAUGUGACUCAAAGCACCAUGAAAGCUAGAUGGGACAGUGUGGAUGGAGUCUCAGGAUACAUGCUGCUGUAUGCCCCUCUUACAGACGAUGGAGACUUAACUGAGAAGGAGGUCAAGGUGUCUGAUUCAGUGACAGAACUGGAGCUAGAUACGUUGGUCCCUGACACUGAAUAUGCUGUCACUGUUCAUGCCAUGUAUGGAGACGAGACUAGUGACCCUGUUACAAAACAGGGAACCACAUUGCCACUGAAUCCUCCCAUAAACCUCCAGUUUUCUGACAUCACUCACAACUCUGCCCACAUCAGAUGGGACCCAGCAUCCAGUGGCAUCAAAGGUUUCCGCAUUGUGUGGGUCAAGACAGAUGGACUAGUCCCCAAUGAGAUGGAGGUGGGGCCAGUGACUUCUUAUGACCUCAAUGAGCUGAUGUCUCUGACGGAGUACUCUGUAGCCAUCUUUGCCCUCUAUAAUGAGGGCCAAUCAGAGCCACUUACUGAUGGCUUCACAACCACUCCAGUGCCUGGUCCUCUGAAUCUGCGCUCUACUGAUGUCAGCACACAUAGCUUUAAGGUCAUCUGGGAUCACUCAGCCAAUGACAUUGAACUCUACAGGCUCUCCUGGGCACCAUUCACAGGCGGCGAUACAAAAGAGGUGGUUUUGAGUGGAAUUGAAAACAGAUACAUCCUUACUGGUCUCAGUCCCACUACUGAGUAUGAAGUCAUGCUGACGGCCAUAUUCGAAGACGAAUCUGAGAGCGACACCGUUUCUGUCAUAGAGACGACAUUGGCUAUGACAACAACGAUUGCUGCCACAACCACAGUGGCACGUCAGGCGGUAAAAAACCUUUACCUGAGUGAUGAGACCACCCAGAGCUUACAUGCAUCGUGGGACCUGGAAGACCCUAAAGUGGAGAACUAUAGGAUCUCCUACACCACCCUCAGGGGUGAUCACAAGGAAGAAUCUGUGUCAGUCAGUGGUGGUCAGAGAAGAGCAGUGCUCCAGCCUUUGCAGCCAGACACCCAAUACAAGGUGACAGUCACACCAGUGUACAGCGAUGGACAAGAAGGCAUCAGUGUCUCUACCUUGGGAACCACAUUGCCGCUCUUGUCUCCUGAAAACCUUCGUGUGUCAGAAGAGUGGUACGACCGCUUCAGGGUCACCUGGGAUCCACCUCAGUCUCCCACAAUCGGUUACAGGAUCAUCUACCAGCCCAUAUAUGUCCAGGGUCCAGUUUUAGAGACAACAGUGGGUGAAGACGUGACCUCCAUGCCGCUCCUUAACCUGCUGAGUGGAACAGAGUAUAGUGUUCAAGUGACAGCUUCUUACCCUACAGGAGACAGUGAACCACUGCUAAUUAAUGCGAAGACAUUGUUCCUUGGUGUCUCUGGUUUGUCCGCCUACCAGGUGCGUCCCACCAGCAUGUGUGUUCAAUGGCAGCCUCUUCUGCAUGCUACAUUGUACAGAGUCUCCAUACAGUCUACACUCAAUGGUCAGAGGCAGGAAGUGAACCUGGGCGGUGGAGCUUCCCGCCAGUGUUUCUAUGACCUCACACCUAGUAGCCAAUACCAGAUCAGCAUUUACACACAAAUCAAAGAACUGGAAGGACCGUCUGUAUCCAUCACCGACAUGACACUGGCAGCGCCCACUCAGGCUCCAACUGAACCACCCACCACAGAGUCGCCUCCCACCAUCCCACCCGCAAGAGAAGUGUGUAAGGAGGCCAAGGCAGACCUGGUGUUCCUGGUUGAUGGCUCCUGGUCCAUUGGCGAUGAUAACUUCAUGAAGAUCACUCGUUUUCUCUACAGCACCAUGGGAUCACUUGAUCUGAUUGGACCCGAUGGCACCCAGGUGGCCAUUGCUCAGUUCAGCGAUGAUGCGCGGACAGAAUUCCAGCUGAGUUCCCAUGGCAACAAGGAGGCACUGCUGGAAGCUAUUCAGAGGAUCAAAUACAAGGGAGGAAACACAAAGACAGGUAGAGCCAUUAAUCAUGUGAAGGAAUCCAUCUUCAUCCCUGAAGCGGGAGCUAGAAGGGGUGUUCCUAAGGUCCUGGUUGUUCUGACUGAUGGACGUUCGCAAGAUGAUGUCAACAAAGUGUCAAAGGAGAUGCAAAUGGAUGGUUAUAUCAUCUUCGCCAUUGGCUUUGCGGAUGCAGACUAUGGCGAGCUGGUGAAUAUUGCCAGUAAACCCAGUGACAGACAUGUAUUUUUUGUGGAUGAUCUGGAUGCCGUGAAGAAAAUAGAAGAGCAGCUCAUUACCUUUGUCUGCGAAGCUGCCACUGCCACUUGUCCAUCUGUUUUGAUGAGUGGUAACACAAUGGCAGGUUUCAAAAUGAUGGAGAAGUUUGGCCUGGUGGAGAAGGAGUACAGCAACAUUCCUGGAGUUUCUAUGGAGCCUGGUUCAUUCAACAGCUACCCCUGCUACAGGUUACACCGUAAUGCCCUGGUGUUACAGCCCACCAAAUACCUUCAUCCUGAAGGCUUACCCUCUGACUACACCAUUUCUCUGAUGCUUCGCUUACUUCCUGACACCCCACAGGAACCCUUUGCAUUGUGGGAAAUUCUCAACAAGGAUAAAAAGCCAUUGGUGGGACUAAUCCUCGACAAUUCUGCAAAAACACUGACAUUCUUCAACUAUGACUACAGAGGAGACUUCCAGACUGUUAACUUUGAAGGACCAGAAAUAAAAAAAAUCUUCCACAGCAGCUUCCACAAGCUGCAUGUCGCCAUAAGCAAGACGUCGGUGAAGGUGGUGUUAGACUGUUCUCUAGUUGGAGAGAAAUCAGUCAGCGCAGCCGGAAACAUCACCACAGAUGGAGUGGAGAUUCUGGGGAGGAUGGUCCGGUCCAGAAACAGCUCUGCUCCAUUUCAGCUCCAGAUGUUUGACAUCAUCUGCAGCACUUCGUGGGCCAGCAGAGAUAAGUGUUGUGAGCUGCCAGCAUUGAGAGUUGAAGAGCAGUGCCCUCCUUUGCCUCAUGCUUGCACAUGCUCCCAGGACAGCAAAGGACCUCCGGGACCAUCAGGACCCCCUGGCGGUCCAGGCAUAAGGGGAGCCAGAGGAGACAGAGGAGAGCCAGGCGUGACGGGACCUCAAGGGCCUACAGGUGAAAUUGGCCCCAUAGGACCUCCAGGACCACCUGGUCCACAGGGACCAAGUGGACUCUCUAUUCAGGGACCCCCUGGUGCUCCUGGGGAGAGGGGGGAGAGGGGGGAGACUGGACCAGCCGGACCAAUGGGUGUUCCUGGAAGUCCCGGCUCUCCUGGUAGAGAUGGUCCUCCAGGAGCGAGGGGUCUGACGGGUAACAAUGGACCACAGGGACGACAAGGACCUCCAGGACCUGUUGGAGCUCCAGGGGCUCCAGGAGCUCCAGGACCAGGUGGUUCAGCAGGGCCUCAAGGGGAUCAAGGACUUCCUGGUCCUGCUGGUACCAAAGGUGAUAAGGGAGAAAGAGGUGAUGUGCAGUCCCAAGCUGCAGUUAGAGCUAUUGCUCUGCAAGUGUGUGAACAGCUCAUCCAGAGCCAUUUAUCUCGGUAUAACUCCAUCCUGAACCAGAUCCCCGUCCAUUCAGCAGUAUCUGUGCGAACAGUACCGGGACCACCUGGAGAACCAGGUAGGAGAGGCGCCCCGGGUCCACAGGGUGAGCAAGGUCCACCUGGCAGGCCAGGCUUCCCUGGUGCUAGCGGUCAGAACGGCCAACCGGGACAAAGAGGUCCAUCCGGAGAGAAGGGAGAAAGGGGGAGUCAAGGGAUUGGGAACCAGGGCCCUCGAGGACCACCUGGUCCUCCUGGCUUGCCAGGUGAAGGACGGACAGGCAGCCAGGGCCCAACUGGCCGGCCUGGUAAUCCGGGAACACCGGGUAGGCCAGGUAAUCCAGGAGCCAUGGGAGCAGCUGGCCCACCGGGGUACUGUGACCAGAAUUCAUGUCUGGGAUAUAACGUCGGAGUUCAACGGGACUAUGGGAACGAUUACUGAAGAGCUCUUUCUAGCCAUCUUCCUCUCCUCCUCUUCAAAACUCUCUCCAAGCCUCAUUAGGAAAUCCACUCACAACCUAAAGGUUGCCAUGUUUCCAAGGAAAGAACACACCUUCAGAUCUUUCACUCAUAAAACUUUUAGCAGUAGCUAAAACUGGAUUAGUUUACCAUCUUAAAAAUCCAAACAAGUCCACAAUCCAGCUGUGACUCGCCACCACCAAUCAAAUAACCAUUUGUCAGCAGUGAUGUACACUGCUUUAAACUCACAGCUAAUCAUUUCUUUCAAAGCCAAAUCAAUGAGCUAAACAAUUUUAUAUAUAUAUAUAUAUAUAGCUGAUAGGAUGUUCCCAUUACUGAACACAGAUUUGCUGAAAAUCUAUUUCACCCCAAGGGUAAUGGGAUCUUUUUCAUUGCUGAAAAAUGAUCACAUCUAGGAAGAAGGGGUAGAAAUUUAGAUUUUCCUUCAGUUUCCAUUCUUAGUCAUUUUUACGACUUGUCUUGGAUCCCAAAUCUGGUUGUGUAGUCUGAGAACUGUGCAGCUGCCUCUCCAUCUGCAUGCAUCACAUUCCUGCUGUGCUUCGGUCUAAACAUCUCUUCAGCUUUUUAUAACAAGUGGUGGUGGUAUCCAUCAUGAUUGUUGUCCCAAAACUGGGUAUAACCUCCCUCCAAUCUGGAAGCAUAGACUCUAACUGACCCUAAAUAUUCCCAUAACUCUAGUCCAGCCCCUCCCUCAUGGUGGCUACCAGCCCUACAACCCUCCCUACAGAAAGCCUUACAACCCUGCAGCAGUAGCUUACAACAACGACCGAGGGGAGGAGGAGGACGAGGAGGAAGAGGAAGACCCCUAUUACCGUGGUUACCCCUCUCAGAACUACCCCCAACAGUCUUCUCAAUUGGCUCACAGUCACCAUGGUUACCACCCAAGCCACUCUGAAGACGUGGAGCUGAGGUCACCAGGCGUUUCCAGGAGGUUUUCGCGUGAUGUCACAGAUGGGAAAGAAAAGGAAGGACUUGAGAGGAAGGAUGGACUCACCUUAAGUGCUUGAGCCCUACAAGCCACACACACAUACACACACACACACACAUGCAUUAAAUCAAACAUGUGACACACACUGCUCAUCUGAAACCAGUGAGAAUCCCACUCCCUGCAUCUCCAGUGGGUUUCCCCCCACCAGGUGAAAUCAUGUAAAUAGCUCUGUGGACUCUUGUACAAUAUCUAUGUCAAAAAGGGAGGUCCAAAAAGUGCCUGAUCUAUGUUAGCUUCACCCACUGGUAAUGUAACGGUAAAACCUGCUCCAACCCAUCAUGCAGCCGAUUUAAGGACUUAAACUCUUCUUUUUUUGUGUGAAGCUGCAUGUCUCCUUUGAGUUGAUCACCGAGUGUGUAACUGGGCAUGUGCAUCUUGUUUUAGUUGUAACUAGCCCAAAUAUUUCAGUUUAACUCGAGCUGGCAACAUUUGUACAGACUGCUUUUUACAAUGACGAAUCAUGAAUCCCCUGCACCCAUGCUGUCUUUUUUUCACUGUGUAAAAAAAAAUAUUAAGUGACUUCUUCGUACAGUAUUGUUUAGUUUUUGGCUGAAUUAUUAGUUCAGUUAAUGAACUAUUAUUAUAAUACACAUGAAAUGUAACAUUACUUUUUAUUUAAAACUUAGCAACCAUAACUUUCUGUCCUGCAAUGUUUCAUUCUCUUGUCACAAAUGAGUUUUAAUAAAACUGAGGAACCA
Melanotaenia boesemani (Boeseman's rainbowfish) is the source of this 7539-nucleotide messenger RNA. RefSeq names its product collagen, type XIV, alpha 1a (gene col14a1a). The transcript is spliced from 48 exons. Gene Ontology annotation, molecular function: protein binding. The record is from RefSeq and is a predicted model, not a curated record. Gene Ontology annotation, cellular component: interstitial matrix. Bases 479 to 5815 code for a protein of 1778 amino acids. NCBI's taxonomy places the organism in Eukaryota, Metazoa, Chordata, Actinopteri, Atheriniformes, Melanotaeniidae.